This is a messenger RNA of Rotaria sordida, 3531 nucleotides long. The record is from the annotation of a GenBank genome assembly. Lineage: Eukaryota; Metazoa; Rotifera; Eurotatoria; Philodinida; Philodinidae.
AUGAGUGAAAGUUGGUCAAAAUUUCAAAGACAAUCAUCUAUGACAGCUUCGCUGAUUGGAAAUCUAUAUGCGCCAUCGAGUGGUAUCCCUAGUGCGAAUCGUAGUCGUCGACCAUCAUGGUCUGAUGCUAAAAAAGUUUGGAAUGUUGGUGAUGAAGAAGAUGAUUAUUCGGAUUCACAUACACAAAUAUUAAAAAAAUUAGACACUUAUUAUCGUAAAAUAAAACGUCAAAUACUUGCAUUUCAAAGUUUAACAACUGGCCUUUUUCCUAAUCAUCUUGAACCUGAUAAAAAAGUUGGACAUGUUGUUGAGAAUGUUUUUUGUGCUAUUGCUGUAUGGUCAUUGCGACAAUGUUAUUGUAAAAUUGAUAAUGAUCAAGGACGAGCACAUGAAUUAGGACAAGCAGCUGUGAAAUGUAUGCGUGGUAUUCUUAAUUGUUGGAUGAGACAAUCGAAAAAAGUCGAAAUAUUUAAAAGUGAACAAUCACCAAAAGAUGCAUUACAUUCAAGAUUUAAUGUUUUUGAUGGUAGUGAAGUUGAAGGUGCAGAUGAAGUUGGUCAGUUACAAAUAUGUGCUAUAUCACUUUAUUUAUUAACACUUGUACAAAUGAUUACAUCGAAUCUUCAAAUUAUUUUCUCUAUGGAUGAAGUAAAUUUUGUUCAACAACUUGUUUUUGCUAUUGAACGUGCUUAUCGUACACCAGAUUAUGGCAUAUGGGCACGAGGAAGUAAAUAUAAUACAAAUACAUGUGAACUUCAUGCAAGUUCAAUCGGCAUGGCAAAAGCUGCACUUGAAGCUAUGAAUGGUUUUAAUCUAUAUGGUGAUAAUGGAGCUAAUUGGUCGGUAGUUUAUGUUGAUGUGGAUGCACAUAAUAGAAAUCGAACUACAUUUGAUACACUUCUACCUCGAGAAUCAGCAUCUAAAAAUACUGAUGCUGCUUUAUUAUUAACAGUCAGUUGGCCAACAUUUGCUAUUCAUGAUUCAACACUUGUACAAAAUACAAUUCGAAAAUGUAUGAGAAAAUUACGAGGAAGACAUGGUUUUAGAAGAUUUUUACGUGAUGGACAAUAUACAGAUUUAGAAUCCAAAGAUCAACGAUUUUAUGAACCAACAGAAAUGAAAAAAUUCGAUAAAAAUGAAUGUGAAUGGCCAACGUUCUUUGCAUUAAUGAUUAUUGAUGGGAUUUUUAAAAAUAAUCAAGCACAAGUCGGCGAAUAUUUAGCUGUAUUAAAUCCUCUAUUACGACGAACAACUGAAGGUGAAAUGAUGGUACAUUAUUAUUAUGUUGAUCAUUCAAAACAACAAAAUAACACUCAAAGUGAUAGUAGUGAUCGUGGCGAUAAUCAUCAAUUACCAUUUUCAAGUAGUGAUGAAAUUCUUCAUGGAAAUUUUUUCCUUUUUGGUCAAGCUAUUUGGAUUAUUUGUCAAUUACUUGUUGAUAAAGUUUUAACAAUUACUGAUCUUGAUCCUAUUCGACGUUAUUUAUCACCGAGUGAUCGACCAAAACCAAAUUUAAGAUAUUCAUCUAUACAAGAUUCAUUACGUUAUCAAUAUACUACAAAUAUACCAAAAUUAAUGACGAAUUCACCAUCUGAUACCGUAGAUAGGAAAAAACAAGCACAAAUAGUUAUUCCUGCAAAUGUUACUUUCUCCGAUUUAGUUAUUCAAGUUGUUGCAAUAUCAGAAUCUGUUCGUUUACAACAAGUAUUAGCAACAUAUGGUAUUCAAACACAAACACCAAAACAAGUUGAACCAAUUUUAAUUUGGCCACCAGCAGAAUUAGUUAAAGCAUAUGCAAAUUUAGGUGCAAAUAAAAAACUUGGUUUUAGUGGACGUCCAGAUCGACCUAUUGGUGUACUUGGUACAUGUAAGGUCUAUAGAAUUUGUUCAAAAACUGUUUUAAGUUAUCCAUUAACAUUUGAAACAAAUGAUUUUUAUGUGUCAAAUGAUAUGGCUUUAUUAUUAGAUAAUAUUCGAAGUGAUUUCGAAUUUAUAACUAAAUGUUGGCGUCUCAAAGGUCGACCAAUAUAUUUGAUGAUGUUACGUGAACAUCAUCUUCGAGGUCCACAAAAAUCGGAUCUUCUUGAAUUAUUAACACAAAUUCGUCAAGGAAAAAUUUCAUCAAAUAUAUUUGUACGAUUAGAACGUCUACAGACUGCAAUAUCAAGUGCUUGUGUUGAACAUCUAGAUUUUUUAAAUGAUUCAAUAUGUACAGCUUUAGAAUGGCAAUCAGUUGCUGUUCAUGAACAUAAAAAUACAUCGGAAGUUGGUCGAUAUAAAUCAUUAACAGAUGUAUCAAAAAUGCCUAUUGUGGUUGAAGAUAUUGAUUAUAAUAAUCAUGAAUUUAAAGAUCGACCUGAUGAUGAAUUAUGUGAAUUUAUUAAUAAUACAGAUACAUCAUUAGGUUCAUUAAGAAAACAUGCAUUAGCUACAUAUGAAUUAUAUAAACGUGGUGGUCUUGAUUGGAUGAUUCGCGAUAAUUAUCGUGUUAGAAAUCAUCUUGAACAUUUAUUAAAAGAAGCAGCAACAUGUCAACAUUGGGCUGUUAUUCGUUUUGUAUCUAGUCUUUUACAUAAAAUCGUCGAUAGUUUAGCUCCAUCAGUAACACUUUUACUUGUACGAGGAAAAGCAGUUACUCUUGGAGUUUUUGGUCAUGAAGAAGCAGUUAUUGAUAAACCAAUACGUCCGAACGAAAUAUUCAAUAUACUCUACAGUGAGAAUGUAUUUGGUCAUAGUAUAUUUCAUGCUGUUCUUUUGCAAGAAUUACUUAUUGAUGUUUCAGUUUUUAUGUCUACAUUUCCGCAACUCUUUAAUGGUAUUCUUAAAUUACGACUCGGAUGGAUUCUUCAAGCAAUGAAACUUAGUUUAGAACAUUUGAAAAGUGAUGUAGAAGAUGCUAUGACAUUAAAUACAUUAUCACCAAAUGAAAUCAAACAAUUACUUUAUUAUGCUUUAACAAGUGAUUUACAACAAGCACCAAUACAAGCGUCUGAUACUGAACAAAAUUCAUCUUUUCAAAAACGUCAAAUGGAUGGAGCAUUAUGUCGUGUUCCAGCUGAUUUUUUUGAACAUGUUUGGUCAAUACUUGAACGAACACCUGGUGGAAUAAAAUUAUGUGGUGCUUUUCUUCCACAACAACCAACAUUAUCUGAUAUGACUGAUUAUGAAUUAAAUUUUUCAUUAAAAAUUGACGAAAUGCUUAGUCGAAUAUCUGAUCCAGCCUAUCGAUGUCUUGUUGUUGAAAUAUUUGAAUUAAUAAAUGUUUUAUUAAAACGUAAUGCUGAAUUACGUUUUACUCAAACACUUGAUGCAGAUUAUUUGAUAAGUGAAGCUGUUAAAUUAUAUCAACAACAAACAAAUUCAACAGAUCCAUUUAAAGAUUUCUAUAGUCUUCCAAUGCAACUUGUGGGUGGGUCAACAGGUUAUAUGGUUCGAGUUAUUAUCAACUAUUUAUUUAAUGCAAAUACGCAAAAAACUGAUAAUAUCAGUUUAAAUGCGGGUACAAAUGCCGAUAUAUGCAAAAUAUCUUGA